Molecule: messenger RNA, 1752 nt
Organism: Colletotrichum truncatum
Lineage: Eukaryota; Fungi; Ascomycota; Sordariomycetes; Glomerellales; Glomerellaceae
Product: FAD binding domain-containing protein
Molecular function (GO): FAD binding; oxidoreductase activity
Source: RefSeq, a predicted model, not a curated record
AUGGCCAACCACCUUUUAACCCUGAUUUUACUGACUUUCUGGAGGACUACUUUUGCGGAGGGCCGCUGUAAAACAUACCCUGGAGACGAUGCUUGGCCAUCAGACGAAGCAUGGGCAUCUCUGAAUGCGAGGGUGGAUAACCGCCUUCUCAAGCCACGUCCCCAAGCUGCCGCGUGCUACCGGGGACAGGAGUAUGAUUCAGAGCUCUGCAAAACGAUGUCGGCCAACUGGACCAACUCAUACACGCACCUUAACGACCCAAUAGAGAUGCUCUCGCCGGUGUACCAAGGCCUGACCUGUUUGCCGCCUAAUAUUUACGACUCGGGGAAUUGCACGAUGGGUGGGUUUCCGUGGUACGUUAUCAAUGCAACUUCGCCAAAACAUGUCCAAGAGGGAGUCAAGUUCGCCAAAGAUACCGGGGUCCGGCUUGUGGUGAAAAAUACAGGACAUGACUUUUCGGGCAAGUCGGGGGGUGGAGAGUCGCUCAGCAUCUGGGCGCAUUACUUGAAAGACGUAGAGUACAUUGAGGAAGUCGUUGAUCAGGUGGAGGGCUAUUCUGGCCCGGCGUUCAAGUGCGGUACCGGCGUACAGGCCUUUGAGAUCUAUGAGAUUGCACACAGAUACGGGAAGAUCGUCGUGGGAGGAGAGGGUCAGACUGUUGGGGUGAUGGGAGGAUACAUCCAAGGCGGAGGCCACUCACCAUUAAGCUCCAUCUAUGGCACAGGCGCAGACCAGGCUCUGGCGUUCGAAGUCGUGACAGCCGAUGGGGAGUUCGUGACGGCAGACCACACCCAAAACUCGGAUCUCUUCUGGGCUCUUCGUGGAGGAGGGGGGUCUACUUUUGGCGUUGCAACAUCUGUCACAGUCAAAGCAUUUCCGGAUGUACGCACGACGGCAUCCAAUUUCAAGUUCUCGACAGCAGACGGCAUUUCGAACGACACGUUUUGGGCGGGUGUGCGGAGCUACUUUGACCACUUUAUCACCAACGCAGACAGCGGCACGUAUGCAUACUUUCUCAUGCUGCCCAACAACCCCAGCCCAGGCAAUUUCCUGUUCCAAAUGACGCCAUUCUUCGCACCGAACAAGACGGCCGAAGAGGUUGAAAUGCUACUGGGCCCCUGGCUCACUACACUCAAGGACUUGGGCAUCGUAUUUGACCCGAAUAUCACCGAGUACAACUCGUUUUACCCUGCCUGGAAAGACUUUUUCCCAUUGGAGGUAGUUGAGAAAGUCAACGUACAGAGUGGCUCCCGACUCUUCCCGCGCAAAAACUUUGAAUCAGAAGAGUUAAAGCAGGCGACCUUCGACGCCAUCCGCACAUCACUGGAGACAAACCACGUCUUUGUAGGUUUCAACAUUAAGGCCACCAGCCCUGACAACCCGGAUAAUGCGGUUAAUCUUGCUUGGCGAGAAAACAUUCUCUUUGCGAUCCAGUCGGUGAGGUGGUCUGCAAACGCCACCGCCACCCAGAUUAUGGAGGCCAGGAAGGGAUUCACUUUCGGUGACAUGCAAAGGUGGAGAGAUAUCUCUCCAGGGGCAGGGUCGUAUCUUGCCGAGUCGGAUCGCAUGGAGCCGGACUUCCAGCAGGCAUUUUACGGAGACAAGUACGCGCGCCUGCUGGAAUUGAAGCGCAAAUGGGAUCCCGAGGAUGUGUUUUAUGCUGCUACUGCGGUUGGAAGCGAGUUUUGGACGGUUGAAACGGCUGAUGGGCUGCCUCAUGAGAAUGGUAGGCUGUGCCGCGUGGAGAAGUAG